AAAACCACUUUUUGCUACACCAUUGCAACAACAUUGUCAUGGCACAACUGCCCCCAAUGGCUAUCAUGGACUUCGUUCAAAGAUUCCAGUCUCUGCAGGUUCAGCGAGACAACUCCGACGAGUUAAUAAAGGUAGGUCCCAGUCCAGUCCACGUUCAGGCUACUGCACAUACAUUUGCAGACCGAGCUAUUCUUUGCUAUUGCCUAUGGGAAUUCGUUCGUGACUUCGAUAGGAUUUAUUGAUUUACUGUGAACACGUUGAAAGCCAGUUACGACACGAAAAUGCUCGCCUCUCUGGGGAGCUCACAGACGCUCAGUUGGAUCUCGACGACGCUCGACGCUCGAGAAGAGAUCUGCAGACCAAGUUGAAUGAGGCUCAGCAACGCAUGGGCCAAUACUGCGUUGAUGUGGAAUCUAUGAGGGUAUGCAGUUGUUGAGUCUGCUGCCUCCUGCUAAUGUCUGCAGAAUCGAAAUCCUUAUGUUAUGGUCUUGAUUGAUGGAGAUGGCAUGAUCUUCAACGAAGCUCUCAUUCGUCUUGGUAUCGAAGGAGGAAAGCAAGCAGCGACACAACUUCGAAAUACCAUCCUCGAGAAUUGUCCUGAUG
Molecule: messenger RNA, 603 nt
Organism: Mollisia scopiformis
Lineage: Eukaryota; Fungi; Ascomycota; Leotiomycetes; Helotiales; Mollisiaceae
Exons: 2
Coding region: 57-242 (61 amino acids)
Source: RefSeq, a predicted model, not a curated record